Messenger RNA from Dichotomopilus funicola, 399 nucleotides. RefSeq lists its product as uncharacterized. The record is from RefSeq and is a predicted model, not a curated record. The transcript has 3 exons. Lineage: Eukaryota; Fungi; Ascomycota; Sordariomycetes; Sordariales; Chaetomiaceae. Bases 1 to 399 code for a protein of 132 amino acids.
AUGUCCGAGACCAACGUUGGUGCCAUCAUCAGCCUCACUGCCCCGGAGGAGGGCGACACCAUCUGGAAAGCCACACAGACGGAGGUGCAGCACAACCUGCCCCCCGGAGACGCCCCGGGUCACGUUGGGAUCGAUUGGGGCUUCGGUCCUAUCAAGGUUAGCGGCUAUAUUGAUACCGACACCUACGGGAUUGGAGUCAGCGUGAGCGUGGUGGGCAUCCACCUCGGCAACAUCUAUGGAAACCUCAAAGACGGCGUGGGCUUAUCGGUCGAUCUCUUCGUCGUCAGUGGUGCGAUCAAGUUCUAUCUCAAAAACGGAAACGAGCUCUGGAUCCACCUGGACCUGAAGAUCAAGUUUAACGGCCACUACGACGGAGACUACAAGAUCCUGGCCUUCUAA